UUGAAGGGCGAUGACGAAUUUAGAUGACCAUUCAUAAUUUUUUGUUUCACAAUCAAAUUUAACCUUGCCCAUCGUCCCACCUACCACUCUAACAAUUCAGAGAGUCAUUGAUCAGCGAAUGUCGGGAGAAAUUGAAGGCUGUAUCCUAUUCUGUUCUGUCCGACCACUUACCACUUUAAUACAUUCCUACUUUCUCCUUCAAUCUAAUAAUGACCAGCUAAAGUAGUCACCCUUUCAAUGUUCUGCUUGUUGAGGCCCCACUGCGGGCAACCAACCAAGAGAAACCGUUGUACACAAUUUGAUGCUUAAAACUUUUGCCAAGCCCCUUUACAUUGCAUUGAAUGCACAGCGGAUUUCCACGUUUGCAGAUUGGUGGAUGCCUUUCAGACUCCAUUUCCUGAGUCCGGCAUAAUAUCACAACCAUAGGUUCUGAUGGGGAGCCAUGAAACUGAGUUCUGCACCGUGGAGGUGGGAGAUGGAAUUAGUCUUCAGGCAAGGUUAUUUAAACCCACAGCCGUAACAAGUGAUAUCGUUAUUGUCUUGGUUCAUCAAUAUUCUGUACUGGGUGGUUGCCAAGGGCUCAUGAAGGGCAUUGCCAAAGAGCUAGCUGAAAAAGGCUACCAAACUGUGACUUUUGAUAUGAGGGGUGUAGGGAGAUCUUCAGGAAAAGCUUCAUGGACUGGAUCAUCAGAGGUACAGGAUGUUAUUGCUGUUUGUAAAUGGGCUUCCCAGUAUAUUUCUGCAGAAAGGAUACUUUUGGUCGGAUCUUCUGCAGGUGCACCAAUCGCAGGUUCUGCUGUUGACCAAGUUGAGCAAGUUAUGGGUUAUGUAAGCUUAGGUUACCCCUUUGGCAUGAUGGCAUCAAUAUUGUUCGGAAGGCAUCAUAAAGCUAUUUUGCAGUCACCCAAACCAAAGCUCUUUGUGAUGGGCACAAGUGAUGGGUUUACGAGUGUAAAACAACUAAAAGAUAAGUUGAAGAUGGCAGCUGGACGCAAUGAAAUUCAUCUUAUACCUAAAGCUGGGCAUUUUCAGAUGGAAGGCCCUGCCUAUGAUGAGCAAAUGGCAGAAUUAAUUGAUAAGUUUUCUGCAACUUUGUAGGUGAAUGGGAUUUGAUCAACAACAGAAUAUGUGUAUGCGUUCCUUUCAACUUUUAGAGUUUGUUUCGUCUCUUCUUGGUAAUGUUUGUAAACUCUUCUUUGUGAUUGGUCAGCAUGCUGGCAGUGUGUCAUAUUUUAAAACAAGUUUGCAGAAUUACUCUUGAUGUUUGGACGGCGAUGAUACUGAAAACAAUAUAACCUUAUACUAGUGAAAUUGUCACAGAUCAUGGUCACUAUCUUUUAAUCAAAGGAAGAUGGCAUGCUUAUAUUCA
Cryptomeria japonica (Japanese cedar) is the source of this 1369-nucleotide messenger RNA. RefSeq lists its product as uncharacterized. The transcript is spliced from 3 exons. Bases 433 to 1098 code for a protein of 221 amino acids. The record is from RefSeq and is a predicted model, not a curated record. NCBI's taxonomy places the organism in Eukaryota, Viridiplantae, Streptophyta, Pinopsida, Cupressales, Cupressaceae.